Rhodamnia argentea is the source of this 1726-nucleotide messenger RNA. RefSeq names its product probable fatty acyl-CoA reductase 4. Gene Ontology annotation, biological process: long-chain fatty-acyl-CoA metabolic process; suberin biosynthetic process. Gene Ontology annotation, cellular component: intracellular membrane-bounded organelle. The record is from RefSeq and is a predicted model, not a curated record. Lineage: Eukaryota; Viridiplantae; Streptophyta; Magnoliopsida; Myrtales; Myrtaceae. Gene Ontology annotation, molecular function: alcohol-forming very long-chain fatty acyl-CoA reductase (NADP+) activity. The transcript has 10 exons. The coding region runs from base 135 to 1637 and encodes 500 amino acids.
AAAGGAGGUGGAUAGGCAAAGGCAUGAUAAAAAUGCAGCUAUAAAUGGAGCCUUCAUGCCUCGGAGCUAAAUUCGCUCUUCCACGUCCUCCUAUCUCUUGUUAAAAGACUCUCUCGUCCAUUUUCGGUUCCAAUAUGGGGUUGGAUAUAGUCCAAUUUCUUGAAAACAAGACCAUCUUAGUCACCGGAGCUACUGGCUUUCUCGCAAAGAGUACUCUCUCUCUCUCUCUAGUUUUUGUGGAGAAGAUACUCCGGGUUCAACCCAACGUGAAGAAAAUGUAUGUUUUCGUUAGAGCUACGGACAAACAGACAGCGACUCGACGGCUGCAUGAAGAGCUCAUACAGAAGGAGUUAUUCGACGUUUUGAGGAAAGAAUGGCCAGAGAAUUUCAACUCAAUUGUGGGGAGGUUGGAUCCCAUUCCUGGUGACGUUUCAUGCGAGAACUUGGGAGUACAUGAUCUUGAUAUCAGGUCGGAGAUGUGGAGGGAAGUAGACAUCAUCGUCAACUCGGCCGCAACCACCAAGUUCGACGAAAGAUAUGACAUUGCCCUAGCUGUCAAUGCAUUUGGAGCUAAGCAUGUUGCUGAAUUUGCUGCAAGAUGUGCCAAUCUAAAGAUGCUACUCCACGUAUCAACGGCGUAUGUAUGUGGCGAAAUGAGCGGAAUCAUACGAGAAAAGUUAUUCAGCAUGGGCGAGACGCCCAAUGGGUCAAGGGAGUUGGACGUGAAUGAAGAGAAGCUCUUGGUUGAGGGAUUGAUGGAUGAGCUUCGAGAAAAGAGGGCUUCACAAGAGGAAAUCAACAUCGCUUUGAAGGAUUUGGGCUUGCAAAGGGCAAGGCUGCAUGGUUGGCCAAACACGUACACUUUAACGAAGGCAAUGGGGGAAAUGAUGGUGCAGCAUCAUCUCAAACAAAAUAUACCGCUUGUUGUUAUGAGACCCACAAUAAUAACAAGUACUUAUCGAGAACCUUUCGCAGGUUGGAUUGAGGGCUUCCCUCCCAGGACUCUGGAUAGCAUCGCAGUCCGCUAUAGUAGAGGAAGACUCAAAUACUUCCUAGGCAAUCCUAACACGAUACUCGACACGUUACCAGCAGAUAUGGUGGUAAACGCUAUGAUCGUGGCCAUAGCAGUACAUGCUGACCGGCCUAAUUCGAACAUGGUUUACCAAGUGGGUUCCUCGAUGAAACAUCCUAUGACCUGUUCACAUUUUCGAGACAUCGGGUGGAGCCACUUCAAGGAUAACCCUUGGAUCACGGAGAGUGGGAAGCCGGUCAAAGUUCGCAAGCUUAGAUUUAUAGGAAGUAAGGCCAGCUUUAACAAGCACCUGAGACGUUACACUCUCUUAUCCAAGGUGCUGAAAAUAGCCAGCUCAAUGUUUGGCGGGCGUUUCCAAAGCCUGCGUGCUGACCUGGACAAGAAGGUCAACGCUACUGUGCGAUUGGCUGAACUCUACGAACCUUAUGUCUUCUUCAAGGGCAUCUUUGAUGAUACAAAUACAGACGCUUUGAGAGCCACAACCUGUGACAAUGGAGUAAACUUGGAAAGUGUCUUCUACUUUGAUCCGAGAUGCAUCGACUGGGAGGACUAUUUCAAGAGAAUUCAUUUGCCUGGAGUUGUCAAUACCUUCAAGAGCAAGUGAGCAACGAUGCAAUUAAUAUAUUGUCUGCGACAUGCAGUAGUUGACAUUAUGAACUCAGAUGUUUAAUUCUAUCAAAUGUUAAGAUGGAU